Messenger RNA from Octopus sinensis (East Asian common octopus), 1769 nucleotides. Its product is annotated as 3-ketodihydrosphingosine reductase. Gene Ontology annotation, molecular function: 3-dehydrosphinganine reductase activity. Gene Ontology annotation, cellular component: endoplasmic reticulum membrane. Gene Ontology annotation, biological process: sphingolipid biosynthetic process. The transcript is spliced from 9 exons. The record is from RefSeq and is a predicted model, not a curated record. The coding region runs from base 47 to 880 and encodes 277 amino acids. NCBI's taxonomy places the organism in Eukaryota, Metazoa, Mollusca, Cephalopoda, Octopoda, Octopodidae.
GUUACUUCCCUUACAAUCUGUUAUCAUUGUAAUUAAUGUUGACAUCAUGGGGAUAUUCUUUGUAAUUAUUCCUAUCUCCAUCCUGAUAUUAACUAUAGUCUUACAUUUUAUGUUCCGAUCUAAGACUAUCCGAAACAUCCAUGGUUAUCAUAUUGUCGUGACUGGUGGAUCAAGCGGUAUUGGUAAAUCUGUGGCACUUUAUGUUGCUUCAAAAGGUGCAAAUGUCACUUUAUUAGCCCGCAAUCAGGAAAGACUCCAAAAUGUAGCAGAUGAAGUACAAAAAUGUUUUAUUGAUGAACAACAGAAAGUAGUUACAGCCUCAGUUGACUUGUCCAAAAGUUACCAAGAUGUAGAAAAUACCAUGAAGAAGGUUAUUGAAGACCAAGGGAAAGAAGUUGACAUUUUAGUCAAUUGUGCUGGAACAUCCAUGAGUGCUGACUUUGAAAAAACCAGUAUUGAUGAUUUUAAGUAUAUGAUGGAUGUCAAUUAUUUUGCCAGUGUUUAUGCCACCAAAUCUGUGAUUGGUAGCAUGAAAGCCAGGAAAGAAGGUUCCAUUGUCUUUAUAUCAUCCCAAGCUGGCCAGCUUAGUUUUUAUGGUUACACAGCCUAUUCUAGUUCCAAAUUUGCAUUAAAAGGGUUAUCUGAAGCCUUACAGAGUGAACUGAAACCUUACAAUGUUGGUAUAACCCUUGCCUUCCCACCUGAUACAGACACACCAGGUUUUGCAGAAGAACAGAAGUCAAAACCGAAAGAGACUGAACUGAUAUCAGAAACUGGUGGCUUAAUCUCAUCUGAAAUUGUGGCAAAAAAGAUUGUUGAUGAUGUACUGAAGACAGUAAAGAAUUUAUUGAGGGAGAUUUACUUGCUGCAUUCAGUAUAAUGUGUGGCUCUAUAGAAAAUCCCUUGCUGGUUCAAGUGUUUAUCUGGAUGUCUUUGUAUGUGGAGAUUUGAUUAAAGGAAUUGAGACAAGCUGGCCUGUUGUGAGUAUUUUAUGUAAUUUUAGCUGUUUUACAAGUUAUAACUAAAUCAUUUAGUUUAGUUUCUGAUCUCUAAUUAGUUUUGAUAGAUGCAGGGUAGCCAUGUAUCUUCUCUACAGCAGGACACCUGUACUUGUCUCUCUCUGAUACUUAAGCUUUCAGGCCCUGACAAAAAGCCACCUCCUUCUCUCUCAAAUACACUCCCAUUCAGUCGAGGGCACUUUUUACUUUUCUUUUCUCUUGUGAGUUAGUUGGCGACCUCACCAGUUUUGGAGUCACAUAAAAACAAAACAAAACAAAAAAGCAACAACAAAAAUACCUAGUAUACUCUAUUAAGUGGCAAGCAUUAGAAAGGGUAUCAAGGAAUAGAAAUCAUGCCCAACACAGCCCUGCAGCUUGUUGGAACAUGUCAGAGCAUCCAAUCUAUGCCAGCAUAAAAAACAGAUGUUAAAUGAAGAUGAUGUUGAUGUUGUCAAAUCAUGUAAUUAUGAUUUGACAACUUAUUUUCAUUUCAGGAAUAUUCAAGUGGUUAAAAUACUGAUCUCUUGGUUUAUCAGUUGAGAUAUAAAUCCUGUUGGAUCCAUCAACCAGGUAUUCAGUAACAAAGUUUUCACCAGUUCUACUUGUGUUAUUUGACAGAUUAAUAAUAAUGAUAUCCAAAACAAGAUUUCACUGAAGAGGCUUGAAAAAAUAACAAGCCUCUUCAGUGCUUAUUGGUAGACUGAGUGAAGUAGACUAGUGCUGAAGACAGAUCAAAGACAGCUUAGAAAUUGUUAUGUUGUGCUUCCAAAA